Molecule: messenger RNA, 5615 nt
Organism: Sciurus carolinensis (gray squirrel)
Lineage: Eukaryota; Metazoa; Chordata; Mammalia; Rodentia; Sciuridae
Gene: Phactr1
Product: phosphatase and actin regulator 1
Exons: 13
Coding region: 235-2190 (651 amino acids)
Biological process (GO): stress fiber assembly; cell motility
Molecular function (GO): actin binding
Source: RefSeq, a predicted model, not a curated record
GAGGAGCGCCUUCCGCAGUCCCUCCUCGGGCCUCGGGAUUUGGAUUGGCUCGGGCAGCGAGGUCGGCGAGGUCAAGACCCCUUCGGCGCCUUCCCCGAGCCGCCCCGCCGCGGUGGCGUUGGUGUCGCGCGGCGGGGGCGGGGCGGAGCGGGGGCAUGCUGACCCGGCGGAGGGGCGCGAGCGGCAGCGCGCGGGGGCCCGAGCAGCGCCCGGCCCGGGGCUCCCGGGGGCCGGAUGGCGGAGCCCACGCGCGCCGCGAAGCCGGGGAGGUUUGCGCUCCGCUCGCCGCGCUGCAGGGAGGGCGCGGUGCCAGGCGCGAGCGCCGAGAAACCCAAAAAGAAAGCUUUUUAUUUGCUGAGAAUGAAGCCCCUGAAGGAGCCCGCCCCCAACAACAACAACAACGUGUCCUUUGUGAUCCACUGUCAACUAGGCAAGGAGAUCAAACACAUUUGCAGCAACUGCAGCCGGGGGGAGGACGCCCGGGACGCUGAGGAAGUGGAGAGGCUGGCGGCCAUGCGUUCUGACUCCCUAGUCCCAGGCACCCACACCCCACCCAUCCGGAGGAGAAGUAAGUUUGCCAACCUGGGCAGGAUUUUCAAGCCUUGGAAGUGGAGGAAGAAGAAAAGCGAGAAGUUCAAACACACAUCAGCAGCCCUGGAAAGGAAGAUCUCCAUGAGGCAAAGCAGAGAGGAGCUGAUAAAGCGAGGGGUCCUGAAGGAGAUCUAUGAUAAAGAUGGGGAGCUCUCCAUAUCCAAUGAAGAAGACUCCCUGGAAAACGGGCAGUCCCUCAGCUCCAGCCAGCUGUCCCUGCCCGCCCUGUCCGAAAUGGAGCCAGUCCCCAUGCCGAGGGACCCCUGCUCGUAUGAGGUGCUCCAGGCUUCAGACAUCAUGGAUGGACCAGUGUCUGAAGAGAGUCCCUCUGCCAGUGAGUCUGGAGUCCUCCUGUCCCAAGAUCCUACAGCCAAACCAGUCCUGCUACUGCCCCCCAAAAAACCUGCUGCUUUCUCUGGAGACCAUGAGGAGACCCCAGUGAAGCAGCUGUCCCUUCUCAAGCAGCCCCCGGCCCUGCCUCCCAAACCCACUACCCGGAUUGCCAACCACUUAACAGAUCCUGGCGCCCCUGUGAAAUUGCCUUGUCUGCCAGUGAAACUGUCGCCUCCGCUACCUCCAAAGAAAGUCAUGAUCUGUAUGCCUGUAGGGGGCCCAGAGCUCUCCCUAGCGUCCUACGCAGCCCAGAAGAGCAGCCAGCAGGGUGUGGGCCAGCACCACCACACUGUCCUGCCCUCCCAGAUCCAGCACCAGCUGCAGUAUGGCAGCCACGGCCAGCACCUCCCCUCCUCCACCGGCACCCUCCCCAUGCACCCCUCGGGCUGCAGGAUGAUAGACGAGCUGAACAAAACGCUGGCCAUGACCAUGCAGAGGCUGGAAAGCUCUGAGCAGCGAGUCCCCUGUUCCACUUCUUACCACAGCUCUGGUUUGCACUCGAGUGACGGUGUCACAAAAGCAGGACCUAUGGGCCUCCCGGAAAUUAGACAAGUGCCAACUGUUGUGAUCGAAUGUGAUGACAAUAAAGAAAAUGUGCCUCAUGAGUCGGACUACGAAGACUCCCCCUGCCUGUACACCAGAGAGGAGGAGGAGGAGGAGGAGGAGGAUGAGGAGGACGACAGCUCCCUCUACACCAGCUCCCUGGCCAUGAAGGUCUGCAGGAAGGACUCCUUAGCCAUCAAACUCAGCAACAGGCCCUCCAAGCGAGAACUGGAAGAAAAGAACAUCCUCCCCAGGCAGACAGAUGAGGAGAGGCUGGAGCUGAGGCAGCAGAUCGGCACCAAGCUCACCAGGCGGCUGAGCCAGAGGCCGACUGCCGAAGAAUUGGAGCAGAGGAACAUUUUGAAACCUCGGAAUGAACAAGAAGAACAAGAAGAGAAAAGAGAGAUCAAGAGGCGACUAACUCGAAAGCUCAGUCAAAGGCCUACAGUGGAAGAACUUCGAGAAAGGAAGAUCCUCAUCCGCUUCAGUGACUACGUGGAGGUGGCUGACGCUCAGGACUAUGACCGCAGGGCAGACAAGCCGUGGACCCGCCUCACAGCUGCUGACAAAGCUGCCAUUCGGAAAGAACUCAACGAAUUUAAAAGCACUGAAAUGGAAGUUCAUGAAUUGAGUAGACACUUAACAAGGUUCCACCGACCUUAACAGUCGAUUUCCUCUUGAGUGCUAUGCUGUCUUCAAAACAUAAAUUUAUAAGAACCAUAAGUGCUGGUAUUUAUUCACUUCCCCAUUACGAUGUAAAUCUUCUGAACUGCCUUUUUUUAAAAGAAGAAGAAGAAAAAUAAAAGGAAACGCAAUCAGGAUUCUCUGUGCGAAAACGUGAUGGUGACCGCUGCCGGGUCAGAGCUGCUGGCGUCACUGAGGCACCGAAACGCGUCCCACCUGCGGCAGGGCCCUGAUGGAAGACCUCCCCGUGGCGGAGCCGUCCUGCUCCUCACCAUGCCAGCCCGGCAGGCACCCCGUGUUCACCUGGUCUGCAGCGAAAUCCUUCCUCACCAGGGUCUGUCACCUGAGUGGAAAGAGGGCCGCGGCAGCAAGCUUGUCUUGAGAGACUGUGCGCAGCUGUCAAUCGGUUCGCCUUCUAGAUUUGGCCAGAUGCAGCCUGCGGUCUGGGGGUCCCCGAGGAGGGAGGUGCUGAGGGCCAGGGAGCGCUUCUCCAUGGCUGGGUCCUUUCUCUUUGCCAUUGUCCACGCAGUGAACAUAAUGGAAGGGCCUUUUCCCCGGGGGGAUCCUGGGGGCGUCUGUGGUCGUCUGUGGGUCCUCAGGCGUGUGCCGUAGGGGUGGAAGGCUGGCACGCAGCGCCCAUCCUGCCUCCUCAGCCUGAGCUGAGCCACCUUGCAGGAGACUCUGGUUCAGAAAGCGAGAGUUGUCAUCUGCUCAUUUCUAAUUAAUUGACCCUCCCAGUGUCACACAAAUGCCAUUGCCAAGGUCCUCCCCUGGUGUCCAGGCAUCUGAGGGUGCAGACUGUGUAGGGCCGUGGAGGCUGGGGUCCACCCUCGCUCAGGCAGCACCUGUACUUAGCAGAACAAGACAGAGAGGUCUAGUAAGGCUGGGGUCAGAAACCCUGCUUGACCAGGGCCCAUUUUUCCUGCGCACCCUGGGCCCGUGACGGUGUGACUUGGAAGUCAACAGCUUCUGAGCGUAGGACAAGUCGUGGAGGCCAGAAGCCCUUCCUGUAGGCCUGGCUCUCCAGCCACUGAGGGACUGGUGUUCCAGUGCCCUCGACGGCCCCGUCUCCUUUCUUUGCACUGAAAAGCUUCUAUGGAGAAGCCCAGACUUCAGCACGUGCCAGAUUCGGGCAAAUGCCAGGCAUACCUGCCUGGAGUGUCCCUCUCUUCCUGCCCCAUUUAUCCAGAGAGAAUCCUUUCUCUCUUGUGAUACUGGGGUGAUUGGAGAUGAGUCUCCAACUGUCCUGCACACUGGGACCUCAGAGAAGCAAUGCUCUGUUGACAGGGACACCAGGGUUGGGUGUGUGGUGAAGGAAGGACACCCACAGACCCUACCAAGUAUCCCGGGGAGGCCCACCUUGGCCGCUUUACUCUUCCUUCCUAACGGAGUUUGCAGGCCCUCUGUGCAGAGUCACCGUGGUCAUUCUCGGUGACAACUUGCUCUCCACCACACAUGCCCAGGGUGUAGAAGGAUGCCAGCCUGCCAGCCUGACCAUCCCCUGAAAGAGUCAACGAGUCCCCACCCAAACCCGGGGGGACCCAGUAACUCUUAGGAGGCAACAACCGUCUCUGGGGCUGUGGAAUUUUCCACGGGCUUACUGGCUCCAUGGGCAGCACAGUAGGAGCCAGGCGUGGGGGAGAGCUCAGGGCAGCUCCGCAGGCCGUGCCCCAGCCGCUGCUCUCUCGCACCUCUGGAGAGCACGCCCCUGCCCAGCCCGAGGGCAGACACCAUCACCAUCACUAGACACCAUCACUCGAUCUUUCUUUUUUUCUUUGAAUGUUGAAUCUGAAUAGUUCCUGCAGUCGGGAGAGGUAUUCAGGGAAAACGUGGUCGGGAUUUUAAUGUGACUGUAAACAGUCUUCCCGAAAGGCUUACUGACAGUUUGAAUGUUCAAAUGGAAUGACAGAAGACGCUUGGCUCUCGUUGAACUUCUCUGGGGCAGGCGGGGCAGGCGGGGCAGGCGGGGCAGGCGCACAUCCACGGCGGAAGUGCCUGCCUGCCGGGGCUCGAGGCCUGCACUCCCUCUAACCAGCAGCUGAGCUUCACGUGGCACGUGGUGCCCUGUGGCCGGUCGUCGGGCCUUCCCCUGGCCAGGAGUGAGUCCUAAGGGAACGCAUUCCCUUGACUGGACUCCUCCUGCAAAAGCCCAUGGCAUCCUGCUGGCAUUAGGUCUUGGGCCCUACAGAUUCCCUGGGAACAGAAAGACCAAAUCCAUCCCCUGCAGCCGGCCAGCAGCCCCGGUGGCCUGCCCAAGUGCCCUAGGGCUGCAGCCCACUUCAUGCACGGAAGAAAUUGAACCCAACGUCCACUCCUCCUCCUGCAGGGCACCCUUUCCCAGAAGUCACUUCCUCAGACUGAGGGGUGUGCAGCCCAUGUCCCUGGAAGGCCCCCCGCCUCCAGGAUCAGCUAUCUCAAGCCCAGUGUAGGUGGUUCUUGCCAGGUUCAGCAACCCCAGAGGCCUGCAGGAUGGGGCCUCUGCAGUCUCUCUUUAAAACCUUCAGGUCUUCAGAGUGAUCCACCCACAUUUUUUUGGCUACAUUUUUAGGACACUGAAGCAACUGUGUUACCUUCCAGGAUGACAAUUUGACACGAGCUGGGAGGAGGGGGAAGCUAGAUGGCUUAAAAUGCACCACUUUUCUGGAAAAACUGCAGUUUUGGAGUUGGUAAGAGCGUGUCCAUUCCCAAUUGAGCAGCGUGUCAUCAGGAUUAGCGGGAGAGGGAAGCGUGACGUAGUAUCUCUAAUCCCGUUUCCCUCUCAGAAUUGGACAUGGCUCCAUACUCAUCCCCAACCCCACCUUAAUGACAGAAGAGACUGCCAUUGGCAGACCUCCCUUCUCAGACUUCCUGAUCACCUCUUCCCCAGAGGCCCUGGAGCCCCGUGAGAUCUUUAAAAGUCUAGCCUUGCUGUCUGAUUCGAGAAACCAAACAACGCGGCGGUGAACGAGAUGAAAGCUCUGGGUUUAUUUUUCUCCCGCUUUAUGAACAUGUGUUUAUAGUUGCCGAAUGAACAUCGUGGUGUGUUGCUUCGAUGAAUGGAGUUGCAGGCGCCUCGUGCUUGGCCGGUGGGCAGAGGUCACCUGCAGUGACUUUUUCUUCCCAUUGGUCUGUUCAUCCCCAAGCCGGUUGCUUUUUCCAGUUGCUUCCUGGGUGUGUGUACAUAGUUUGUCUUUGUAUAGGAGUGAGUGUGGCGACCGUCAAUCCCGUGCUCUCCUGGGUUCCCACCUAACAGACGACGCUGUACGAGGGAGACGUGUACAUAGGAUACAAAUUAAACUGGAUCUCUAUGGCCUAGGUUUUGUACAUACAGAAACUGCAUGGUAUUUAAAUUAUUGUUUGUCUCUGAUGAUGUAUGCAGUUUCUCUAAAAAUGAACCAAAAAAAAAAAUUCCAAAAAAAAAAAAC